Mollisia scopiformis is the source of this 488-nucleotide messenger RNA. RefSeq lists its product as uncharacterized. The record is from RefSeq and is a predicted model, not a curated record. Lineage: Eukaryota; Fungi; Ascomycota; Leotiomycetes; Helotiales; Mollisiaceae. Bases 128 to 475 code for a protein of 115 amino acids. The transcript is spliced from 2 exons.
AAUGAGUCGGUCCCUCCCUGACGUCUGAGUCGAUCUUUGCUUAGGAAGAGAGGAGAGCAAAACCUUUGCGACCAAGACUUCAACAAGCAUCUUCUGAAUUGCCUUCAUAAAAGUCGAGUACAUCACAAUGGCUUCGGCAACCCCCGACAAACCGUCAGUCAAGCGCACGAUUCUUCAAUCCUUGCCAAUCCCUGAAUUUCCGGGUUGGGAAUCACGUCUAGUCCUCUUCGAAUACCCUCCAGGAGUAGCGGCACCAGUUCACAACCACCCUGUCGCUGGAACAGGCUUCGUCCUCGAGGGAAAUGUUGCUUCUCAAUGGGAGGGAAAGGAGGUCGAGCUUUACACAAAGGGCGAUACUUUUGUUGAUUGGGGGACGACUAUGCAUCUAAGAAGCGAGAAUACCAGCCAGACGGAAUGGUUGAAGUUCAUUAUUUCCUAUGUUAUCAAAGUCGGGCAGCCGAAUGUGAACUUCUGAGGGACGAUCACUG